AUGCUGGGCGCGGGCGUCUACCCGGGGCAGGCGCCCGCGCCAGCUCUGAACAACCCUGUCUGGGUGCAGCUCGUUGACCCAGGGACAGGCCAGUUCUACUUCCACAACGUCGAGACGGGAGAGCGCUCCGACGUGGACCCAGACCCAGAGGGCGAGCUGCUGUGCCGCGCCGAGAACUCCGCAGCCAGCACCGAGCUGCCCUCGCACGUGCGCCCUCAGCCGGCCGCCGCGCACCCCGCGUUCCCCUUCGCGACCACCGGGGACGUCGUCGCGGCCGCCGGUCGCGCGCGGACGGGGGGGAAGAAGGGGGCCGACGAGGAUACGGAGUUCAUCAUGGAACACCAGGCUUGGUGGUUGCGACCAGCGCGGCAGCAGGUGAAAUCGGACGCCGGCAAGGUCCAGUAUAUUCAAGGGCACGAGGACUUCAACGUGUGGUUCGGGAAAGCAGAAAAUGACAGAUUCAACAAGAAGGAGAGAGAUCCAGCCCAGACCCGCUGCAAUCCAGCGACGGACACUGGCUGGACCUCCGCCGACACUCCUGGCGCCCAAGACAGUCAUUUUUGCAUGUUCUUCGCGAAGGGCUCAUGCAAUCUUGGUUUCAGGUGUAGCUACUACCACCGCAUUCCGACCCCUGCUGACGCGAAGAAGUGUGACAUGGUCCAUGACAUCUUCGGCCGGCAGAAGCACCGUGAACCCCGGGACGACAUGGGCGGCGUCGGUUGUCUUCACUCGCCGUGCGACACGGUAUUCGUCGGGGACCUCUUCUUCGACAGGACACGGGUAGACGCAAUUCAAGAAGUGGAGCAAGACAUCCACCAAGCUUUUGGUGAGUGGGGCGAGAUCCAGCAAGUAAGAGUGAUUCCAUCUAAAGCCCUCGGAUUCGUACGAUACAAAUACCGUGCUUCGGCAGAAUUCGCAAUGAUCGCAAUGAACAACCAGAGGCUGGGUAAAUCGCAAUGCAUUAAGGUGAAGUGGGCUAAUGCCGAUCCAAACCCUCGCGCAGAGAAAGCGCGCAGAAUUGAAAGGCAGGACAUGGUGGACGCCGCAGUCGACAAUCGCAUCGCUGGCUUGGGGCUGUCAGACUCCGAACUGGCAGGCAUGCAGCUGGCAAACGCGCCAAGAGAUUUCAAGGACGUCGUGGCGCCGUACCCAGACACAUCAGCCCAAUACCCGGGUGUGAGCAAGACUCCGGGGAUGGGCCCCGUCACCUCUCAUUGGCCGCCGCCCAAGUGGCACGGGCCGAGGCCCUGGCCGAGGCGAGGGCUGCCCAGGUCGCGGUGGAGGCGGACGAGGUCACGAGGCAGGCCGAGGCGGAGGCCAGCAUGA
Prorocentrum cordatum is the source of this 1326-nucleotide messenger RNA. Lineage: Eukaryota; Dinophyceae; Prorocentrales; Prorocentraceae. The record is from the annotation of a GenBank genome assembly.